CUUAAAUGAAUAGAUGCUAUUGGCUUAAUUAUGAGACUAAGAAACCCCAUUAGUCCCUUGAUCUUAGCCCAAUCUUUGAAUCUGAAAAUGUUAAUAAUUUGCAUAUUAUAUUACAAAAUGGAGCAAAAUAUUAGCUAAGAUUCUAAAAGAUUCCACCGGCCCACUUGGUUGCUCCCUCCCUCAAAUUCUUCGUCAACUUUCAUCCCAUUACUGCUCUAUAUAACAACCUGUCGAUCGAUGUAUCUUAGAGAAGAAGCCUAUGAUAGUAUAUUUCCCAUGGCCGGCCGGUUUGGAGUAUGAGUCAUCACAAUAUGCAUGAUCGAAGGAUCCCUCGAAAAAACCUAGGAAAUUGCCUAAAUUAUACCAACUACAAUAAUUGUAUAGCUUGCUAAGGAAGGCCAAUUAAUUUAUGCCACGACAAGUCGACAAUUAGUUUAUUGUAUUAAUCAGAGUCGUUAGGAGAGGUCUAUAACUCAACUAUUUCUUUACAUGUGUAUACAUACACACUUAGUCAUCAUACGAUUAUUGCUGAGAUCUGCCAACAACUAAUUAUUGAAAGGUCUGUGAACCUUAUAUGUUGCAUUACAGGUUUGGAGUUAAGAGAGUGGUAUAAAAUUUGUUCCAAAACCUCUCUUAACAACUCAAGUUAUUGGAAUAUAGAACUAAACGAUUUUUGUAUAAUAUUAGAGUGCUUGUGAUGACCAGGAGGUCUUGCAUGUGUUCGAAUCUUAUAAUCUCACAAUAUCAACUAUUGAUUCAAUCAUGAUCAGUGGCGGAUCCAGGGCUGGGCCAACCCAGGCCCCGGCCCAGCCCUCCUCCGGAUCCAGAGUUAGUUUAGUGCUUAUAAAAUUUUUCGAUUUAGGUAUUUGCCCCAAUGUUAUUUAAAUUUCUGUCUAGUUUUAUUAGAUAAUAGGAUUUUGUGUAACUAGGAAAAUGGUUCAGAUGAACAUAUUCAAACCAUUACUCUAAAUUUAUACUAAAUUUUCUAUAGCCCCAAUGAUUUUAUUUGAAAAAUGACAUGAAAACCUAAAAGUGUAAAGUUUCAUUAAAAUUAAAAAAAAAAAACUCUAAACUAAAGCACACCCUUCCUUGCAAAAUUCAAAAAAAAAAUCUCAAUCCCCCCAAAACAAAACAAAAACGAGGAGACGAGCAGACCCAAAAUGGAUUUCUCUGCUAGCCCGUCGAGCUGGUUUUCUUUCCAUUCUUUUGAUUAAGUAAAUAUUUACAAACUUGCUGAGUCAUCAUUUAGAUUGCCUCAAUUGAGUGAGUCACUAGAUUCUAACCGUUCUUUCUGGUGUUUUGAUGAAGAAAAUAUUUACAAACUUGCUCAAGAGUUUAGCCUCGAGACUUUGAAGGCUAUGAGAUGCAUUCUUUGGAGAAUGCACUACUCAUAUGAGGAAGAUGAAGUUUCUUCUCUUGCAAAAUUAUUAGAGAAGCUGGAGGAAACAGGGAUGGACACAUAAUACAAAUUGAUUUGUCGGUUGAUUUGUCUAGUGUUGACCUAGCCGUUUCAACAACUACCAUGAAGAGAAUAUUUUCAGCAAUGCAUGAACAUUGAUCUGUGCAACAAAAUGAGCGAUGGAUUUCUCGUUGAUUACUUAGCUAUUUUCUUUGAAAAAUAGUAUAUUAUCAGUAUGGAUGGAGAUUAUAUUAUUGAUGAAUUUGCUAAAUUAAAAGACCUUAUUGUACAAUUAACGUUGUAAUGAAAAGUAUAUUAUUAUAUGUUUUUGUUUAUGGUAUCUAAUAUUUAUUCAAAUACGGCCCAGUGCUCUCUUAUGUCCUGGAUCCGCCGCUGAUCAUGAUGUAUGACGGGUCCAAACAGCUUCAAACUCAUAGGUUGGUCCUUGUAUGAAAGAGCGUAUAAGAUAAUGGUAUAGUAAGAUCCAUUAUAGAACAUAUCCCCAACUGGUGUUCGACACCGAGCUAGGAUCCGAACAUAAAACACCUAUCAAUCAAACAACUUUAAUAUCAUAUUAAGAAUCAAUUCAUAAUUCCCAAAAACUCAAAUUGUUAUGAGAGAUGAUCAUUCAAACAUCAAUCAUAUAUCACUCCGUAACACUUUGAUUAUGACAUUAAUAAACUUCAAGUGUGUUAGUCAAAAGUACUACUUCAACUAAGAGUGCCUUGGCCAAUUAUGAUCACACAACUAUAUAUAUAUAUAUAGGAGCAUUCCAUUCCACCCACUAGACAUGCAUGUGAUGUUAUAAAACUGUCUAGAUCAGUUGCCUCACACCAAAUGGUAGAAAAAAAGUUUCACAGGAGAAACGUAUUUUCAAGCUCUCCCCCCACCCAAAGCAGGAAAUCCGUCCAAAGUGGUGGAAAAUUAAGCUUGCACGUGAAAUUCCAGACGAUUACACUUAUUAUUAUCAGUACAAAUUGUGCUCCAUCUUUCGUGCUUUAUAUUAAUUGGCAAUGGCAGAAAAAGGGGGUCUCCAAAGUGCUGUGAUGGAUCAUGUGAGGAAUUGCUCAUCAGACAUCAGUUUAAUGAUAUAAAAAUGUCUCUGUGUAAACAUUCAUUUCAUCUUUGCCUUUAUUUCGUUCCAGCUAUUGUUGAGCGCUGCAGGCUCCACCAGCCGUCAUUGCAGUUGCAGGUACUGCAGUAAAAAAAACCUAAUUUACGACUCCGCUGGGGAUCGAACCCAGAAUCUCUGGUUUCGUAGACCAGCGCCUUAUCCAUUGGGCCACGGAGUCAACUUGUUAUGCUAUGCAAUAUAAUAAUUAAUUCACAGAUAAAGUCAUAGCUAACCUAUCAUAUUGUCCAUAUUGUCUUGCAUUUCUGCAUCAAACAACUAUUUGAUUUACAAAUUUUGUUUCAACCAAAUAAAAUAAUGGCUGAGAACAUUGUGGGUGCUUAUUCGAGCUUCAUUUGGUACGAUAUGUUUUUAAGAUAAAUGGAAUAUGUGGAGAUGUGAUUAUAGUUUCGAUGAUUGUCCACUUGUUUUGGCUUCUGAUUUGGCUUUGAAGAGGAACUAUGGAAUUUACUUCAUAUGUAUUAGGUGGACUAUAGAUAAAUUUGGAUUUGUAUAGUUAUACUAACAUCUCCAGAAAUCUUGAAAUUUUGAAGUAAUCUAUCGUUGGAUUAUAGAUGUGAUUUGAAUUGAUGUAGUCAUACACUCAUACUCAAAUCGUGUUUGUUAAUGCUUACUUUUAUGAAUGCUCUGAACUAAGAAAAAAUUAACUACAAUAAAUUGGAUAGCCUUUAUAAUGAUCUAUGACUAAUUUCGAACCAAGUUUUAAGAUACUUGUAUGAAGUGAUGGUUCAAUUCUUGUAACACAUAAACCUAAUGUUGGAAGAUUACCAAAGCAAAAGGUUUCUCAUAAAUGUCUCAUAUUGCCCCCAGCCCCCCUACACAACUUGGAUGUGGGACAGCCAGAUAGCCAAGUAAGCCGGCUGAGGAGGUUGCCAUGGAAUUUUCCAAAAGGCAAGUUGGAGAGGAAAAGGAGGCAAAAGAGUUCACACAAAAACCAUUUUACAUAGCUAAUUUAGAUAAACGUCACUAAACUUCAAGAUUGUUAAUAGAUUGGUAACUACAUGUUAAAUUAUCCACAAAGUUGGCACAAAAGUUUGGAAUAACUAAUAUUAUAGUCAACUCCAUCCAAUUCCGACGUGUUUUUUUAUCCAAAUUAACAGUCAAAUCACAUAAAUUAUCAAUGCAUAGGUCAAAUAGACCUUCUAAUUAACUAUAGAGUAGAAAGAUGAUUUGAGUUUCUAAUAUGUCUUGAAAUUCGUUAGCACUAAUGAGUUUGAUUCCGAACAUGUAUGAGUCAAGAUGGGUAGUUCAAGUUGGCUACAUAAGUUCAGUAUUACUAUCAUCAAAUUGAUUGAGUUGAUACAUUAUUAAGGACAAUAUAGUCAAAAUCUUAUCACGAUAUACGAACAUGAUCAUUAGACAACCGAGAUUGAGUGCCUAACUUGUUAGUACCCUAAAGUUUAGAUGUUAUGGACUCCUUAUUUUUAGGCUCUAAUUCAACUAAUCUUCCUACUCAAAACCCCUCAAAUUUCAACCAAAGAUUUUCCAAUCUCCCAAGUCAAACAAACAAACAAAAAAGAGAAAUGAAGAAAAAAAUAAAUGAAUAUUAACACAAAGGCUCCCUUCUUCUCCCUCCCCUGUCUAUAAAUAUAUACACAGCACAAGCCUGCAAAUCCUAGAUUCCCAACUCUGUUUCCCCCUGUCAGAGAAACUCCCCAACUCAUCCAACCCACCCCAUUCAUUAAAACUCCCCUCCUUCUUCGCCCUUCUUGUUUGCUCUGCCAUUUCUUCAAGCUGAAGAACAAUGGUGGGAACAGAGCAAUCUCCACCUGGUAAUAAUCACCAGCAGCAAGUGGAUGAUGAGAAGCUAGCAAAGCAGAAAGCAAUUGAUGAGUGGCUUCCAAUCACUGGCUCGAGGAAUGCCAAAUGGUGGUACUCUGCUUUCCACAAUGUCACUGCCAUGGUUGGAGCUGGUGUUCUCAGUCUCCCUUAUGCCAUGUCUGAGCUUGGAUGGGGUCCAGGAGUUGUAAUCCUGGUGCUGUCAUGGGUCAUCACACUCUACACACUCUGGCAGAUGGUGGAGAUGCACGAGAUGGUGCCCGGGAAGCGAUUCGAUCGAUACCACGAGCUCGGCCAGCAUGCCUUUGGAGAGAAGCUUGGCCUCUACAUUGUUGUGCCACAGCAACUCAUCUGCGAAGUUGGUGUCUGCAUUGUGUACAUGGUCACAGGAGGUAAAUCACUCAAGAAGUUCCAUGACACAGUCUGCCCAGACUGUAAGAACAUCAAGGUUACCUUCUUCAUCAUGAUUUUCGCCUCCGUCCACUUUGUCCUCUCCCAUUUGCCAAACUUCAACUCCAUCUCUGGUGUCUCCCUAGCUGCUGCUGUCAUGUCACUGAGUUACUCCACCAUUGCCUGGUCAGCAUCAUUGCACAAGGGUGUCCAGCCAGAUGUUCAAUAUGGUUACAAGGCCAAGAGCACAACAGGAACAGUAUUCAACUUCUUGAGUGCUUUGGGAGAUGUUGCGUUUGCAUAUGCAGGGCACAAUGUGGUGUUGGAGAUUCAAGCAACGAUUCCAUCCACACCAGAGAAGCCAUCGAAGGGCCCCAUGUGGAGAGGAGUGGUAGUUGCAUACAUUGUUGUGGCACUCUGCUACUUCCCAGUUGCCUUAAUUGGAUACUGGAUGUAUGGGAACUCAGUUCAGGACAACAUCCUUAUCUCCUUGGAGAAGCCUUCUUGGCUCAUCGCCAUGGCCAACAUGUUUGUUGUCAUCCAUGUCAUUGGUAGCUACCAGAUCUAUGCAAUGCCUGUGUUUGACAUGAUGGAAACCUUGUUGGUCAAGAAACUUAACUUCACACCCAGCUGGAUGCUUAGGUUCUGCGUUCGCAACUUCUAUGUUGCAAUGACUAUGUUCGUUGGUAUCACCUUCCCCUUCUUUGGUGGCCUCCUCGGUUUCUUCGGAGGGUUUGCUUUCGCGCCAACCACAUACUUUCUGCCUUGUGUAAUGUGGCUAGCCAUCUACAAGCCAAAGAAGUUCGGCUUAUCUUGGUGGGCCAAUUGGGUCUGCAUUGUGUUUGGAGUGUUGCUGAUGGUCCUCUCACCAAUUGGUGGGUUGAGGUCAAUCAUCAUUCAAGCUAAGACCUACAAGUUCUAUAAUUGAAGCAUUAUAUCGAUCGAUCGAUAACACAGAGAAACCCUGUGAAACAUCAUAGGUUGAGGGUGAAACGUUUGGGAGUAUUGCACAGCAGCAAAGUAGUUGGGUUAAGAUGUUAAACAAACAAGAAAGAGUAGUUUGAUGUGCAGUUUCCUUAAUGUCUGAUUUGUUUCCCCUUCUGUUUGUGGUUUGUUUAUGAGAGAUAUGGUGGUGAUGUAAUGAUGGGGGAGGGUUAUAAUAUUGGGUUUUACAGAAGAAAACAGAAAUAUGAUGAGGUUUCUCAAACUGACCCUUUACUACUUUACCAUACAGUGUCUUGAUUAAUGAAAGUGAAAGCCAUUGGAUACAAGAGUGGAAUUUGUCAAACACUUGCCCACCCUUUUUGGUUUAAGCUCUUUUGUCUUUCUUCCUCGGCAAAUUCCCAACGCAUCAGAAAUAUAGCAUUUGGCUCUUUGCUUCGAAAAUAGUAUAAAAUUCAUCAUAAAAUAUAAAUAAGUACCGGUUUCAAAAUGUAACCGAAGUAACUCGAGUACGUGCACUAGAUCCCUAAGUUUAUUAUGGAACAAACAUCCCAUAGGAGUGUUAUCAAAGACAAAGAGGUAGAUUAGAUGACACAAUAAUGGAAAUUUUACCUCAGCUCCUUGACUCACUAUUUUGGAGGAGUAAGAGGAUUUAUUUGAUUAUGAAACAUAAGUUUGAGAAAAACAAAAAUUGGAACAUAUAUGUAGGUUGUGGGUCUGUGUAUAUUACACCAUAAUGGAUACAAUAAUUCGUUAUUCAAUAUGUAUUAAUGAGUUUGUAAACUUUAUAUUUACAAAUUCUUGGUUAACUUUUUAUAAAUUACACCGAUCUAUACGUGAUAAACUAAGGUACAUAAGUAGAUAUGACAACCUUAUAAAACAAAAAAGAUUUUUGAUUGAUGAAGUAUGCUAGAGGAGAGGUGUUAGAAUUUGGUUUGCAAACUAUACAUCAUACUAAAUUUUUAAGAUUGUCAACGUACAUGUAAAACAUGACAGGAUUAAGAUAAAUGGGGCAUUUUUUAGUAUGUUGGCAACAUUAUCCACGCUUAAGUCCAAGAUCCAGCAUCUAUAGACUCCAGUUCUCUACACCCUUCAAGCUAUUUUUUCCAGAUAACUUCUCAGUAUUCUAGCUAAUUAUAUCUUCUUGUUAAUUUGUCAAUAUAUUCCCUCGUGAUUUCGGAUAUAUCAUGUAAACUCGAUAAUUAGCUAGAAUAUAUAUUAGUCCGCUUGACUUGACUUACUAUAGAUGUAUGUCAAAGUUCUCCACACCACUAAUGUAAUAAUUACUAACCGCACUUAUAAUAACUUUUACCAUAAUUA
Molecule: messenger RNA, 6962 nt
Organism: Linum trigynum
Lineage: Eukaryota; Viridiplantae; Streptophyta; Magnoliopsida; Malpighiales; Linaceae
Source: the annotation of a GenBank genome assembly